AUGGCUUAUUCAUCUCACAAACUUCUCUUCCUUCUCUUUGCAAUCUUCUACUCACACACUUGUGCUGUCAACUCCUCCAAUGCUUCCACAACACUUCAUACCAAUCUCUCUUCCUUAAGAUCUUUCUGCAGAACCACCCCAUACCCAGAAGUUUGUUUCAAUUCUUUGAAGCUAUCCAUCUCAAUAAACAUUAGUCCAAAUAUUAUCAACUACCUCCUUCAGUCCCUCCAAGUAGCAAUAUCUGAAACCACAAAGCUAUCCAAUAUCUUCCAUAAUGUUGGACACUACAACAUCGUAGAGAAGCAGAGAGGAGCAGUUCAGGACUGCCGGGAGCUCCACCAAUCCACAUUGUCUUCUUUGAAAAGAUCACUAUCAGGGAUCCGUUCCUCCAACUCCAUGAACAUAGUUGAUGCAAGAGCCUACCUCAGUGCAGCCCUCACCAACAAGAACACAUGCCUAGAAGGCCUAGAUUCUGCUUCUGGCACCAUGAAGCCAGCUCUGGUGAAAUCUGUGAUCAACACUUACAAGCAUGUCAGUAACUCUCUUUCUAUGCUCCCUAAGCCUGAGAUGGGGACUCCCAAAGGCCAAAAGAAUAACCAGUCUUUCAUGAAUGUUCCUAAGUGGUUAUCAAGCAGGAACCAAAGCCUCUUUCAAGACUGGGAUGGGGAAGAAUAUGACCCAAAUGAAGUGCUAGUUGUGGCUGCAGAUGGAACUGGGAACUUUAGCACCAUCACUGAAGCUAUCAACUUUGCUCCAAAUAACAGCUUGGAUAGGACGUUGAUCUAUGUCAAAGAAGGGAUUUAUGAGGAAAACCUUGAAAUCCCAAGCUAUAAGACCAACAUUAUCAUGCUUGGCGAUGGAAGUGAUGUCACUGUCGUAACUGGUAACAGAAGCGUUGGUGAUGGCUGGACCACUUUCAGAUCUGCAACUCUAGCGGUUUCUGGUGAUGGUUUUCUUGCACGUGAUAUUGCAAUCGAGAACAGUGCAGGGCCAGAGAAGCACCAAGCAGUGGCCUUGAGGGUAAAUGCAGAUUUAACUGCGUUCUACAGGUGUGCAAUUUAUGGUUACCAGGACACUCUAUAUGUUCACUCCUUUAGACAAUUCUACAGGGAGUGUGACAUUUAUGGGACCAUAGAUUUCAUAUUUGGAAAUGCAGCAGUGAUUCUACAAGAUUGUAACAUUAUAUCCAGAAAACCAUUGCCAGGUCAAUUCACUGCUAUCACUGCACAAUCCAGAGAUAGCCCUGAUGAGGACACUGGCAUCUCAAUCCAAAACUGCUCAAUCAUAGCUACCCUUGAUCUGUACUCCAACUCUAGUAGCUUCAAGAGCUACCUUGGGAGGCCAUGGAGGAUCUAUUCUCGCACUGUUUACCUCGAGUCUUACAUUGAUAGCUUCAUUGAUCCAAGGGGUUGGACAAAGUGGUCUAGUGAGCAAACAUUGGACUCAUUGUAUUAUGGAGAAUAUGACAACUAUGGACCUGGUUCCACCACAGAUAAUCGUGUCCAAUGGUUUGGCUACCAUUUGAUGGAUUACAGUGAUGCCUAUAAUUUCACAGUUUCGGAGUUCAUCAAUGGAGAUGGUUGGCUUGCUACUACUUCAGUACCUUAUGAUGAUGGGAUUUGA
Messenger RNA from Sphenostylis stenocarpa, 1623 nucleotides. NCBI's taxonomy places the organism in Eukaryota, Viridiplantae, Streptophyta, Magnoliopsida, Fabales, Fabaceae. The record is from the annotation of a GenBank genome assembly.